CCCCUCAACAGAGCCUUCCCUCUUUCGAUGACAAGGAGUGAGCUUGCAGGAAGAGAUCAGUGGGAGGUGUCCCGGCAGUUUGCCUUCCCUUUAUCUUGCGCACACAUGUGGGGAAAUAUCUGGAAAUGUUUGCUGCUUGGUUGCAAACACUCCUGGACUGACUGGCAGCCUAGAACGGUCUUCUCUCAUGCUGCAAGGCCAGCGGGAACCGCUCUGCAAAAAGAUGGAAAUGAGCCACUGGAUUCUCUUCCUUUCCCUCCUUGGCUUUCUCCCCCUUGGCAUGUCCUCCUGUCCCAAGCUGUGCCGUUGCAGCUCCAGUAUCAUUGACUGCACCUCACAGGAUCUGACUGAGGAAUCCCUCCCUGCUUCCUUCAGUCCCUCGACUAGUAUUAUCUUCCUGAACGACAACAAGCUCUCCUUCAUUCCCAACGGGCUCUUUGACAACCUGAAGAGCCUUGAAAUGGUCCACCUGUGGCAAAACCCGUGGGAGUGCGACUGCGACAUCCUCUACCUGCGUUCGUGGCUUCAGUGGCAGCAGAACCGGACUCUCUAUAGAAGUGUGACAUGCGUGUCCCCAGCUCACCUGCAGGGCAGGAUCAUUGCGUACCUGUCAGAGGAGGAGAUCAUCACCACCUGCCAGUACUGGUAUUGCAGCUUGGCCUUCCUCUUCCAGCUCUGCCUCUUUGUCCUCAUCCUCAUCCAGGUUGUCCUGGCCUUCCUCGUUAUCAUUUACCUGCGACGGUUCCAGAAAAUUGCCAAGAAGCCAGAAGCGUAGCCACUGAGAUGCACCAGCAUGUAGACACAUAGGCACCCUCUUACUAGAAUAGAGCACUGAUGGACAUCACAAGGGGCUUCAGUCCUCAUGCACCUGGGGAGAAGCAUCAGUGAAAUCGUCUGGCUCAUGAUGCUGAGAGGCAGCCAUUUUCUGAGCACCUGGGCCUUGUUUAAAGCAGGACUUGGGACCAUAUUGACCAUUGCCUUGUUCCAGUGUAGCUCAUGGUUCAUAUCUUGAACUCCUCCAAAUGGAUAACUCAGGAUCGGGACCAGAGAAAUGUGGGUGUGUACAGAAGUGCUCCAUGCAUGUUUUACAGCGCUGUAAUUUAGGGCACUUUUUAUAGCACUGUGAAGUUACAGCACUCUUAAACAUGAGAGAUUUGCAGUGUUUGGGGCAGUCUCUGAGCCUCCCUGCACCUUCCAGGCUAGGAGGCAGGGGGCGGUCCACAGUCUCCACUGGUCAGAAAUUUAAAGAAGUUAUUUAAAGUACUAAUAGAAGGGUUAAUGUAAAAUGAUGUAUCCAUUUUUAAAGUGCUGUAAAGCCCUGCACUUCUGUUAAGUCACAGCAAUAAAGUAUUUUGAAUG
Molecule: messenger RNA, 1359 nt
Organism: Gavialis gangeticus (Gharial)
Lineage: Eukaryota; Metazoa; Chordata; Crocodylia; Gavialidae
Gene: GP1BB
Product: glycoprotein Ib platelet beta subunit
Exons: 2
Coding region: 188-775 (195 amino acids)
Source: RefSeq, a predicted model, not a curated record